GUCUUUAUGUUUUGAUGUGACAGAUUCUUACGUCGGUGUCAAAGUAUGUCAGUUCUGAAUUCGAGGUUCGGCGAUGCGGAACCGUUGACUGCAAACAGCCGUGUGUAAAUGAAACACAUCCAGAACGCGCCCUGUACUAGAGAGCGUGUGGUCAUUGAAGUGUGACCUUGGUCAUCCAUCAAAGUGUGGUAAUGGCGUCACGAUGUGCAAUGACUUAUCAUCCAGUAAUUAUAGAUCGCCCGCAAUCGUUUGGCUGAUUCCUCAACAUCGGAGGGUCAUAUCAAAAAUUUACAUAGAAUUUUGGAACGUAAACAAAACUGGCGCUUUUGGUGGGAGGAAUUGGAUAUAUUUAUAAAGGUGAAAAAAUGAUGGAUUCGAAGAACAUACUUCUGUGAAGGAAUACUUAACAAGGUGUCAAUAGAAUUGUCCUGAGUUAUCAUUAUUGUGAAGCAGGUGCGCGCUUGGAUUAAUCAAACAAUAGCGGUUACAUUGGCUACAGGCGGCAAUGGACAACAGUGUAGUGGACGUGACGUCUUUAUUUGUGGACACUGAUGAGGUCAGUUCUUCCUCUCGUCCAACCACCCCCUCCUUGUUUCACCAACGUCUGAAAAUCAAUCAUGCAUCGACUGUUGCCCAGGAAAAAGAGGACAGCAGACUGGAAAACGCCCAGUUCAGCCGAAAACAGGACAAACUGUUAAAGAUUGAAAGGAAGAGAGAAAAGAAGGAACAAAAAAUGGAGGCUAAGAGAGAAAGAAAAGGACGAAAUUCAAAUCCAGACUUUAACACACAGAACGGUGAAGCAGCCCGUGAAGUAACCACCAAAGCCCCGCACAAACCAACUUUCGAUUUGGCUGGAAAUAUUGUGACCAGGCCGCCGCCUGUAAAACAGACAACCAGCGAUGAUGUCCUCCUCCCGGGAACAACCAAGUCUCCUCACAGCUGGCUGGAUGUCGGUCCGCCAUUGAUACUGCUUACAACAAAGUCCCCGGAUGCAGGCACCGCGGCACCCGACAGUACCAGAGUACCAGUAAAAACAACACCAUCCACCCCUGUCUCCACCAGAAGUUCCACAACCAGCUCCACCGGAAGUUCUGUCUUUGGAGGGCACAGUCCGCCCCCUCCAUCCUCCACCCCCAGCACUGCAGACCCUCAGGGUACGUUCAUACCUCACCCUAGUUCCCGUUCCCCCACCCAUACUAUAGACUUAACUCACGAUCUUAAUGAUAAAAUCAAUCUGAAUCUAAGAAACCUGACGGACUUGCACAACGCGACUAAUAUCAGUAUUACCAUUAAUGUAGUGGACAAAGGCGGACCUGACAACGAUAAACUAUUGGACAGGUGGAGGAAGAGGCAGGCCAGGAGACUGAAGUGUCCGAACGAGGAAAAAUAUUUUCGGAAUUCCCCCGAAGGAUACAGAUGCUGUAUAAAAUCAGCCAAAUGUUUCGAGAAUUUACCCGAUGACAUUGAUGACGUUUCGGAAGCAUCCAAUCAGAAUGCAGAUCCAGCGACCGGAAAUUAUUCAGAGGCUUGUGGGAAGAUCAACGAAUCGUUGGUUUGUAUGGCCAGCGUGUUGGGGAGGGACAAAUGUGUGAGUGCCGCGGAAAUCGUCAACAAGGAUCUGAGGGAGGAGCUGGUGAUGGUCAAGGACUUCCACAGACGCCACUGUCAGGGACUGACAGCCGGCCAAUCCACAGUCUCCUCUGUACCAGGUGGACAGGGUCAAAUGUCAACAUCCGGGUCCUCCUCCCUGCCGACGUCAGCUGUAAUCGGAGCAGCUAUUGGUGGAAUAUUUGUCCUCAUUCUGAUCAUCGCAAUUGUUUGUUUUGCUCGACGGAAAAAGUCAAGCCCUCCCAUGCAGGAUAAAGUAGCGUUCCAUCAUUCCCCAGAACCCUCCACCCGCUACAAGGAAUUCAUGAGGACCAACUCAGAAGUGUACGCCGAGAUCGACGAAAAACAUUUACAGAGAUCCUUCCGCGCAAGUGACGACACGACUACUUUUGAGAAAAUGGAAGGUAGCGGAGGAAGCACCGGAAGUAGGCCACUACCUACAGCGCCCUCUGGUGGGUUGGAUGAAGAUAAAGCGGGUUAUCUCACCCCUAAAUUAAGCAGAGAAAAUCUUAACGAUAAAACUGGCUAUGACGAGCUCUCUAACGUCUCAAUCAACGAAGGAAGUUGUGCAGAUUCCUACGAUAAAUUGGCGCGCACAAAAACUGAUUACGAACCAGAAGCUAUUGAUGGUGACUAUAUAACCCCAGAGUCUGAACCGACGGAAGAAAAGAAAAAUCCGGAAAACUCUCACACAUAUUUUGUGUUAGAAAAGUGACAGAUUUUUAUUGGGCAUUUCCUGUCCCUUAUUUAUUGUAAUAUGUACAUAUCAUUGGAUAAUUUGGUUUAUCUAUUUCGUUUUUGAUUGCUGAACAUCUUUGAAGAUCUUUUGAAGGUUGAAGUUACGGAUUAUUAUAUUUUCUCUGUAUAUUGGUCUUAUUUAUUGUCAUUUUUUGUUGGAGAACAACUGUGAUCGAGGUUUUGCGAUUUUAAAACUGGUGCAUUAUUUUUUAAGUUAUUUUCAGUGUAAUGUUUUAAUCUCCUGGUUACAUGUUUCUUUUGUUUGUUGAUACAUAUACAUGCAUUUGAUUUUACUUUCUGAAUAAAGCCAAUAAAGAAAAUGUAAAAUAA
Magallana angulata is the source of this 2676-nucleotide messenger RNA. RefSeq lists its product as uncharacterized. Bases 506 to 2323 code for a protein of 605 amino acids. The record is from RefSeq and is a predicted model, not a curated record. Lineage: Eukaryota; Metazoa; Mollusca; Bivalvia; Ostreida; Ostreidae. The transcript has 6 exons.